CUUAGCGAGGCAUCAGUGCACCGCCGCCGGGGCUGGGGCCGGGGCUGGACCUGUCAUUGGAACUGGACGCGGCGGACCUGAAGCUGGGCCGGGGCGGAGCGCCGCGCUGCGCCGGGGCCGCAAGGAGGGGUGUGUUGCUGCCGGCCCACCGCGAGCCGCCCCCAGCCCGCGCCGAGGUGCCCUCCUGCCAGGCCGCCUGCCUCCGCCUUCCGCCUCCCUCCAUUUCCCCGGAAUUUCAGCCCGGCGCGCCUGCACCCCGGCCCUUCUCUGGGUGGGGAAGCUCCGGGCCGCUUUCCGGCUUCACUCCUUCCUCGCAGGCUGGGCUCCCAGCCCCCUCUCUUCUUUUCCUGGAUUGGCUCCCACCCCUUUCGUUCCCCUUCCUUUAGCUCGGGCUCCCUGCCCCUUCCCUUAGCUGAGCCCCAGCUCCUCAGUCACUUUCCUCAGCCAAGGGUCCCAGCCUUCCCUCCUCCUUUUCCUUGCCUGGGGUCCAGCCUAUCCUGUCCCUUCCUCUGUCUCUAGGGUGCAGUCUCUUCCCCCACCCCUUUUUCCAGGCCUGGAGUUCCAGACCUUUUAGUCUCUUCCUGUGGUCCUUUCUGGGUCCUUGUCCCCUUUCCCUAGUUUGGAGUUCUCCAUUGCAAACCCAGCCUCCCUCCAUUCCCAGAGAUCUGCUUCCACACAAUUACCUCUCUAAAACAUGAACUUUUCCUAGGAACUGCCCCAGACUGUCUCCUACCUGCUGACCGCUUGCUACCUAUGUCCCAGGUCUUACUCUCACUUUGCUGACGGUCAAGGCCUGUUGAGCCAAGGGAUCAGCAUGAUGCCUCUGUGGGCGGGCAUCUGUGGCCGCUCUCCCCCACGAAUCUUCCCUUCAUUGCUCAUGGUGGUAGCCUUGGUGGGGUUGCUUCCGGUUCUCAGGAGCCAUGGCCUCCAGCCCAGUCCUACUGCCAGCACCAUCCGAGGUUCAGAGCCACCACGGGAACGCUCUAUUGGGGAUGUCACCACCGCCCCACCGGAGAUUCCCCCCGAGAGCCGGCCUGUUAAUCAUUCCGUCACUGAACACAGCAUGAAGACUCGAAAGGCCUUUCCAGUCCUGGGCAUCGACUACACACAUGUGCGCACACCCUUCGAGAUCUCGCUCUGGAUCCUGCUGGCCUGCCUCAUGAAGAUAGGUUUCCAUGUGAUCCCCACUAUCUCCAGCAUCGUCCCGGAGAGCUGCCUGCUGAUCGUGGUGGGGCUGCUGGUGGGGGGCCUGAUCAAGGGCGUGGGCGAGACGCCCCCCUUCCUGCAAUCCGACGUCUUCUUCCUCUUCCUGCUGCCGCCCAUCAUCCUGGACGCGGGCUACUUCCUGCCGCUGCGGCAGUUCACAGAGAACCUGGGCACCAUCCUGAUCUUCGCCGUGGUGGGCACACUGUGGAAUGCCUUCUUCCUGGGCGGCCUCAUGUACGCCGUGUGCCUGGUGGGCGGCGAGCAGAUCAACAACAUUGGCCUUCUGGACAACCUGCUCUUUGGCAGCAUCAUCUCAGCCGUGGACCCCGUGGCCGUGCUGGCCGUCUUUGAGGAAAUUCACAUCAAUGAGCUGCUGCAUAUCCUUGUCUUUGGGGAGUCCCUGCUCAAUGACGCCGUCACUGUGGUCCUGUAUCAUCUCUUUGAGGAGUUUGCAAACUACGACCGAGUGGGCAUCGUGGACAUCGUCCUUGGCUUCCUGAGCUUCUUCGUGGUGUCCCUGGGCGGGGUGUUUGUGGGCGUGGUCUACGGGGUCAUCGCAGCCUUCACGUCCCGAUUCACCUCCCACAUCCGUGUCAUCGAGCCGCUCUUCGUCUUCCUCUACAGCUACAUGGCCUACCUAUCAGCCGAGCUCUUCCACCUGUCGGGUAUCAUGGCACUCAUUGCCUCGGGAGUGGUGAUGCGCCCCUACGUGGAGGCCAACAUCUCCCACAAGUCCCACACGACCAUCAAAUAUUUCCUGAAGAUGUGGAGCAGUGUCAGUGAGACCCUCAUCUUUAUCUUCCUCGGCGUCUCCACGGUGGCUGGCUCCCACCACUGGAACUGGACCUUUGUCAUCAGCACCCUGCUCUUCUGCCUCAUCGCCCGAGUGCUGGGUGUGCUGGGCCUGACCUGGUUCAUCAACAAGUUCCGAAUCGUGAAGCUGACCCCCAAAGACCAGUUCAUCAUUGCCUACGGAGGCCUGCGAGGGGCCAUCGCCUUCUCCUUGGGCUACCUCCUGGACAAGAAGCACUUCCCCAUGUGUGACCUGUUCCUCACUGCCAUCAUCACUGUCAUCUUCUUCACCGUCUUUGUGCAGGGCAUGACCAUUCGGCCCCUGGUAGACCUGUUGGCUGUGAAGAAAAAGCAAGAAACAAAGCGUUCUAUCAACGAGGAAAUCCACACACAGUUCCUGGACCACCUUCUGACAGGCAUCGAGGACAUCUGUGGCCACUACGGCCACCACCACUGGAAGGACAAGCUCAACCGGUUUAACAAGAAGUAUGUGAAGAAGUGUCUGAUAGCCGGCGAGCGCUCCAAGGAGCCACAGCUCAUCGCCUUCUACCACAAGAUGGAGAUGAAGCAGGCCAUCGAGCUGGUGGAGAGCGGUGGCAUGGGCAAGAUCCCUUCUGCCGUCUCCACUGUCUCCAUGCAGAACAUCCACCCCAAGUCCCUGCCUGCCGAGCGCAUCCUGCCAGCUCUGUCCAAGGACAAGGAGGAGGAGAUUCGCAAAAUCCUGAGGAACAACUUGCAGAAGACCAGGCAGCGGCUGCGGUCCUACAACAGACACACGCUGGUGGCAGAUCCCUAUGAGGAGGCCUGGAACCAGAUGCUGCUGCGCAGACAGAAGGCCCGGCAACUAGAGCAGAAGAUCAACAACUACCUGACGGUGCCGGCCCACAAGCUGGACUCACCCACCAUGUCGAGGGCCCGCAUCGGCUCAGACCCCCUGGCCUAUGAGCCGAAGGCCGAUUUGCCUGUUAUCACCAUCGACCCAGCCUCCCCGCAGUCUCCCGAGUCUGUGGACCUGGUGAACGAGGAGCUGAAGGGCAAGGUCUUGGGGCUGAACCGGGAUCCAGCGAGGGUGGUGGAGGAGGACGAGGAGGACGAUGGGGGCAUUGUGAUGCGGACCAAGGAGCCCUCAUCCCCAGGCACCGAUGAUGUCUUCACCCCUGGACCAAGUGACAGCCCCAGCUCCCAGAGGAUACAGCGCUGCCUUAGUGACCCAGGUCCUCACCCUGAGCCUGGGGAGGGAGAGCCUUUCAUCCCCAAGGGGCAGUAGCGCUGGAGUCAGUGGGCAGUGCCCAUCCCACCACAGACUCUCCCACCAGAACAGGGGCUGCUGGGGGAGCUGGGGACUCCCCUCGUCCUUCCUGACCUGGAUUGGCCCUGCCCCUACCUUGACCGCAUGGCAGCUGGGCCCACAGCCCCAACCGCAGCACGGCUUCCCCUGCCUCCUGGGAAGCGCCCUCCCUCCCACCAGAACUGCCUUCCCAAUCCAUUUGGCAGAACUGUUGGGCUGGGAGGCAGAUUCUGCCCCUUCCUGAUCCAGGCUGUCUCCCAAACCUGGUCCAGGGCCUCUGGGAUUCCCAGCCCUCAGAGGCCUGCCUCCUACUCCGUCGCCCUUCUCAUUCAAACCAAUCUUAGUUCCUAACCAAAGAGCCUCUGGCUCAGUCUUGGUCCCACCUGGAAAGGGAAGGAGCCGAGACCUCUCUUGGCCUAGGCUGGGCCCUACAUUAACAGUGGGAAGACUAGGGGACCAGGUAUCUGGGGUAUGAAUCAGUGACACACAGCAGGCCCACCCUCCUCCUGCUGGCUCUGUCACCUGGCCAGCCACCCUGACCUGUCUUCACUCAGAGCUGCAGGCCGAGGGCAUAUCUGAGCUUCCCUGACUGGAGCUGGGGCACUUUGGACAGUGAUGUGACUUAGCUUUCCAGACUGCUUCCCCAGGGACCACCAGACCCUUCAGGGGCUACUGUCAGGGGAGGGACUGUCAGGGGAUCCAGAAAGUGCUGCCUUUUUAUCUGUUUUGUUUGUUCACACUCCAUGUAUGAUUCAGUUUGCACAGAGGGCAUUCCUGUUUUUAAAACAUUUUGAAAACCCCUGAUUGAACAGAGCUCUGGCCCUCCUACUCCAGAGCAUUACCCCUCCUCAUUUGUGCCUGUGUGCCCAACACUCUCCCCCAGAUCAGUCCUCUGCCUCCUGGGCUCUUAACUGUGGCCCCAAGGCCGUGAUUUUAGAAGCGACCACACACACAUCCCGAUUCAUGAUUCUCUCUAACUCACUGAUGCUGGGCCUCCUGGCACCUCCUUUGCUCUUGGGCCUGACCCUCAGUCCCUGCUGACCUGUUCUUUCUCUCAUUCCCCCCACCCAUCCCCUAGGCCCCUGGACCUCUUAUGUGCCCCCAGACUCCCCCUCUUAUGUGCACCGCACCCAGCUUGCUGUGGAGCCCAGCCCUUGGGGGAGAAGGCCUUCCCCCAGCAUCUCCCACCCCACCAGGGCUGGUGGUGGGCAGAGUCCUGGGCCCUUAGGGGCCUUUGCUCACAGGCACACACUCCCACCCCCACUGCCACCAUGGCCAGGCCCAGGCCUAUUGGUGUCUGUCCUUCCCCAGGAUUGUGCAAUAGUCAGAGUGCCCCUCUUCCCAGCGGACUGGGCAGUGGGUGCUCAUCUGUCCCCCUCCUUCUCCGUGCAAGUGCUGUUUUGGGCAGGAGUCCCCAUGCAAGGGUGACAUUGACAACCAUGUUCAAAGCCACCACAGCUGCUGCCGCUCUGCUGCCUGUACAGAAGAAACCGAAUCUUUUUCAUAUUCUAAUAAACACGUGUGAGUUUUUAUACA
Neofelis nebulosa (Clouded leopard) is the source of this 4822-nucleotide messenger RNA. It is a transcript of the gene SLC9A1, whose product is annotated as solute carrier family 9 member A1. Lineage: Eukaryota; Metazoa; Chordata; Mammalia; Carnivora; Felidae. Gene Ontology annotation, molecular function: sodium:proton antiporter activity. The transcript is spliced from 12 exons. Gene Ontology annotation, cellular component: membrane. Bases 815 to 3265 code for a protein of 816 amino acids. The record is from RefSeq and is a predicted model, not a curated record. Gene Ontology annotation, biological process: regulation of pH; proton transmembrane transport; sodium ion transport.